Molecule: messenger RNA, 1557 nt
Organism: Humulus lupulus (European hop)
Lineage: Eukaryota; Viridiplantae; Streptophyta; Magnoliopsida; Rosales; Cannabaceae
Product: expansin-A9-like
Exons: 3
Coding region: 348-1199 (283 amino acids)
Biological process (GO): plant-type cell wall organization
Cellular component (GO): extracellular region
Source: RefSeq, a predicted model, not a curated record
AAAUAGCUCAUCAGAAGAGCAACAACAGAACUCUCAUGAUUUAAUACUGUUGGAGAAUCAACGCUUUCAAAAUUGACUGCAUGCCACAGCCUGAAUUAGCAAACGUUUAUUCAUAACAACGGAGAAAUUUGUUGGUUUUAAAAUAGAGGUAGGGAGAUAAAAACUCAACCCUCUAAAGACAACCCAUAAUAAUUAGAACCAUAAGAAAACAUACCUAAAAUCUAGUGCCAUAAAUAUCCCUUCCAAGAAAAGUAUAAAUGGGAUAGUAACUUUAUUUUUUAGGUGGAAGUAAUAAUUUAAUUGUGUUGUAAGAGAGACAAAACAGCCAAGGCCGUGUCAAAAUAGCCAUGGCAUUGCCUUUGCGAGCUCUCAUAAGUUUCUUGCUUCUUCUUUUUGUUGUUGGAGUGCUGUUGCCUGAUAAUGUCCAUGCAUGGAAAGCUGAUAAACAUCACCAUGCAAGGAGAGGAAGAUUUAGCCCAAAAAAACCAAAGCACCACAGGCCCAAGUUCAAGCCCGGGCCUUGGAUUGAUGCCCAUGCCACUUUCUAUGAGGGUGGUUCUGGAACAUUUGGGGGAGCUUGUGGGUACGACGAUGUGGUGAACAAAGGUUACGGUUUAGAAACAGUAGCUUUGAGUGAAGCUUUGUUCAACAAGGGACAGUCAUGUGGUUCAUGUUACGAACUCAAAUGUGCAAACGACCCCAAAUGGUGCAAGCCUGGCCAGCCAUCUCUUCAUGUCACCGCAACUAACCACUGCCCUCCAAAUUACUAUCAAUCAGCUGACAAUGGAGGAUGGUGCAACCCACCUCGUCACCAUUUUGACAUUGCUAAGCCUGUCUUUACUAAGAUUGCUGAUUACACAGCCGGCAUUGUUCCUGUUCAAUACCGCAGGGUUCCAUGCCAAAAGAAAGGAGGAAUUCGAUUCACCAUAACAGGAAAUCCUUACUACAAUGAAGUGUCAGUAUGGAACGUGGCUGGAGCUGGGGAUAUAGUGAGCUUGCAAGUGAAGGGUAACAAAAAUCUCAAAUGGACUCAAAUGACGCGCGAGUGGGGCCAGAAAUGGGUGACUAGUGCGAAGAUGGUAGGUGAAUCACUCACUUUCAGAGUUAGAGCAAGUGAUGGCAGAUACUCAACAGCUUGGCAUGUUGCCCCAAAGAAUUGGCAGUUUGGCCAGACUUUCGAAGGAAAGAACUUCAAGUAAAAAUAAGUAAUCCUAACCUAUUCAAUUUGUUUAUAUUUUCAACCCUGCUUUGGUUGAGUUUGAUUGCUAUCACUGCUAAUCUAGGCUCUUCAUAAAAAUAAAGUUUGUCUGACUAUACUACGGUGUAAGUACAAGCAAUUCAUUAAAGUAGUUUUUUUUUUUUCACUCUACUUUUUCUACCUUAAUUUCAAUGUAACCCAACAAUAGCAGAAGUAAUUGUCCUAGAAUGAAUUACUCUGUAGGUUAAGGUGUAUCAUAAACCUUAAGAAAUCAGAGUUCCAUGCAAUGUGUAAUAAAUAAAUAUAUUGGGUAUUAUGUAAAGGGGUAAUAUGCUUUUCUGGUGAAAGAAUCAACUUCU